CUAUAGGAAAAUUACAAUAACUUCGAUCCAAACUCUUCAUGCUCAACGUGGUUAUUCACAUGAGAAGCCACGUAUACAACCACAAUUACUGCUACAACGAUAAAAUGACGCUAAACAAAACAUUAAGGUUGAUAAGAUAUUGGACUCCUCCGAAAACUGGUUCACAACACGACAUGUAGUCCUAUAGACUCCUUAGUCACCAAGAUAUUUUUGAGCGUUUGCAGCAGAAAUUGGGGUUUCUUUUGCAAAGGGACACGUGGCAACAAAGAUCCAGAUGAAGAUCAAGCAGCUGACGUUGAUUCUCAGUCAGGGCAUCUAGGCAAUGUCUAUCAACACGCGUCCUUAAAUGGAUCCAGCUUGUGACACGUAGGUGUCUUGCGCAGCAGAUCUAUUUCAGUUUAUCAAACACCCACUUAUUUUCCGACGCGUGUCCAACUGUGGGACUUAACGGACGUCUCUAUAUAUAGCCGGAUUAACACCGUCAUUACCUCGACAACCAGCACAACAGAACCAGAAGCCUUGCUGCCUGUAAAUUGUAAUGACUCCGAAACGGAGACUCAGACCCAACUCGCCGAGUCAGGGCUCGGGCUCGGGCUCGGGCUCAGGAUCAGGCGACUCGGGAUUACUCAAUGAGCGCAUGCUCCUCCUAAUUCUCCAAUCAAUUAAGUGGGAUUUAACUGUCCUGUGCUUAACCGCCUCUUUGAAUCAAAAGCUCCACGCGAUAUCGAAACGGUUGCUGUGGCGCGAGCUCUGCGUGCAUCGCGCACCGCGAAUGAUAGCCGUAUUGACCAACGGUCUACCUACUGCGCGUAUCGGGGAUGGUUGGCACGCACUUGCGAAAUUAAUGUUUUACUGUUGUGGUUGUGAGUCGACUCUGAAUUUCCGACAAUCGCCGGGUCACUUAGCCAAAGCAUCUCGGUUUUCGAAGACUUCGGGUCGGAGCUUCUUGACCAAGAAGUGUCGAGACGACUUGUUAUAUGUAAGCGACCCGUGCGAGCAUCCAAUAGGGGAUAAGGAGGGCGAUUUAGGGAUUUACAGAGGGGUAUUUCGGGGAUUCUUGACAUCACGGACUAGAGCUUGUUUGAUCAGACGGCGGGUGGGUCUAGAUGACCGAGUGAGGUGCCCGUAUUGUGGAUCCCGCGUGUGGAGCAUGAGCAAGGCUCGAUUGAUCCCCAAGAGCGCGGCCAGGCGGCUCGGGUCACGGGACGGAGGUCUGGAGUAUUUCGUGUGCUUGAACGGGCACUUACACGGGACCUGUUGGCUUGUUCCACUGUCUUCCGAUGAAGAUCAAAGUGGUGGUGAUAAUGAUGACGACUAUGACGAUGAACUUGAAGACGAUGGUAGCCGAAUCGGAGUAAGCAAUGGAACUACGAGCUCGAUUGCGAGUACAAAUAGGUUGAUUUGAGUCUCAUCUCUCCGAAUACAUGCGUCGGCAACGAAGUAGGGGUUUGGAUCUGUCGGAUCCCCAUAAUCCAAACCCGGAUCCAAUAAGUAGCUGUUGAAACUCGAACCAAACUUGUGCUAUCCUUGGCCUCCCCCUCCUUGUUCGCCAUCGUUGAUGCAGAGAGAGCUGGUUAAUGACCUGGACUUGACCCUUGACAGGUGUUGGAUUGUUUAUUGGUCGGUGGUUUUUGAUAUAUGUUAGAUGACAUGGCAUUAUUUGAGGAGUUAAAUUCAUGGUGGAAAAUGACGUGGAGGUUGACUACAGAAUUUUGUGCUGACCCUGAUUACUGUAGCUAAAUCCGUAAUUUGACUAUUUGCGUCCCAUGAUGCUACUAUCUUUUUUGGCCCCUUGUUAUCAUUCUAAUACCUUGGUUUUCCUGUAUGAUUAUAUUUUAUUCUUAUAUAUAAGCUUGAUUUUUCUGUGUUU
Messenger RNA from Tripterygium wilfordii, 1870 nucleotides. RefSeq names its product EID1-like F-box protein 3. The transcript has a single exon. The record is from RefSeq and is a predicted model, not a curated record. Bases 539 to 1405 code for a protein of 288 amino acids. Lineage: Eukaryota; Viridiplantae; Streptophyta; Magnoliopsida; Celastrales; Celastraceae.